CCUCUGAGCAGCAGUUUGUUGAGUUUGAGUCGCGGGGUGGAGAACCGAAGAUCGACCCGUUUUGUCUUCUGUUUGAGUGAGAUCGAUCCGAGCUGAUCAGACGAGAUCGAUGGAUUAGAGGAGCGGCUGCUGCAGAGACAUGGAUAGUGUGUGUGUGUGGAUGGUGUGUGUGAUGAGUGUGUGUGUUGGGGCUCACAGUUCACUGGACAAAAGUGACCACGACCACUUCGACAACCAAAUUGACCAUCUGGUUUCCAAUGGCAACACAGCAUCAGAUCUGUGUGCGGUCGACCAGCAGCUCUGUCAGGAUGAAAACUCCCUGCUGAGCUUCGAGUCCAUCUGCAGCAUCCACAAACUGAUGGACGACGACGCAGACGGGACUGUGGACGCGGCGGAGACGGACGAGUUUCUCCGGGAGGAUCUGAAGGACCAGGACUCCAAAGCCAAACACAGCAGCUUCCACCGGGCGGACCUGCACAUCAGCGUGGAGGACAUGUGGACGGCCUGGAAGAGCUCUGAAGUGUAUAACUGGACCGUGCAGCAGGUGGAGGACUGGCUGCUCAACAGUGUGGAGCUUCCCCAGUACACAGAAACCUUCAGGAACCACCAGCUGGAUGGGAAGGCCUUACCCAGGCUGGCAGUGAAGAACACCACUCUGACUGUGUCCCUGCUGAAGAUUUUAGACAGGAGUCAUGCUCAGAAACUGCAGCUCAAAGCUCUGGACAUUGUACUGUUUGGACCGCCGCCAGGUCGGCAGAACCGCUGGAAGGAUCUGGUUCUUGGAUUGUCCAUCCUGAUGGCGCUGGGUGGCUGCUGGUUUGCCUAUGCCCAGACCAGGAAGUCCAGGGACAACCUGGGGAAGCUGAUGAAGGACCUGGAAGGUCUGCAGAGAGCCGAACAGAGUCUGCUGGAGCUGCAGGAGAAGCUGCAGAAGGCUCAGGAGGAGCAGCGCUGUGUGCAGGUGGAGAAGGUGAAGGUGGAGGAGGAGCUGAGGAACGAGAUCACCUCGGCCAAACGGGAGGCCCAUCGGCUGCGGGAGCUUCGCGAGGGAACUGAGAACGAGAGGAGCCGGCAGAGAUACGCAGAGGAAGAGUUGGAACAGGUGCGUAUGGUGCUGAAGAAGGCGGAGCGGGAGCUGGAGUUGCGGGCUCGCUGGGCUCCACCGGACUCUCUGCAGAAGUGGCUUCAGCUGACGCACGAGAUUGAAGUUCAGUACUACAACAUGAAGAAACAGAACGCAGAGCGGCAGCUGCUGCAGGCCAGAGAGGGGGCAGAGAAGAUCAAGAAGAAGAGGAGCUCUCUGUUCGGGAACUUUCAUGUGGCUCACAGCUCCUCGCUGGAUGAUGUCGACCACAAGAUCCUCUCUGCCAAACAGGCCCUGGCAGAGGUGACGGCGGCCCUGCGGGAGAAGCUCCACCGCUGGCAGCAGAUCGAGUCUCUGACCGGUUUCUGUUUGGUCAAUAACCCGGGUCUGGGAGCGCUGGCUGCCGCCCUCAACCUGGACCCAUCCUUCCUUGGCCUACGACCUCCGACCCCUCAGCACCUCCUCCUCUCUGAUGACCUUGAUGACAUGGAUGAAGACAUCCUGUCUCCUGGGACGCUGCAGUACGCAGCCUGGCAGAUGGACCGGCGAGUGAGCGACCUCUGGCCUCUGAGUGGCAUCGCAGACACCCAGUCACCAUGGAAACAAUCCGCUCAGAGCCUGAUGCCCCUGCGACAGAGGAUAGGAGACCCCACUCUGACAUUCAGCUCUCAGAGGGACAUCAUGAACCGCUCAGACUCUGACUCCGCCCUCCCUCUCUCUCACACCUCCAAGCCUUUCCUCCUCUCAUCCAGGCUUCAACCCCUGCAGGGUCAGGGCUCCUCGGUCGGAGGAGGAGGAGGAGGUGGCCUGGAGAAGAGCUCCAGCCUCGGGGAGCUGAGGGGCAGCUCUGCCGCGGUCCUCGCCUCCUCCUGCUCCACCCGCUCUCUCUGCAUCACGUCUGAUGUCGUUGACAGCCCGCUCGUCUUCUCGUCCUCCGCCUCGUCCGGCUCGCCGGGCAGCAGUCGAGGGAUGGGUGUCCAGCGCCCAGUCAGUAGGAGCCCUGUGGAGGAGGGUGAAGGUGAGGAGAACGAGUCGUCAGGGAGUCGCCGGAGAAAUGCUUUCAGUAAGAUCUUUAAGAAGAAGCAGGGACGUCACUGAAGCGUCUCUAAACCUCCAAACCCUGACUGAUGAUGAGCUCUAAAUCUUCAUCAUGAUGGAAACAGGCGUUCGCAGGGAUGGUUUUCAUUCGACUAUUUUGGUUUUGAGAAAAGAUGAGAUUUAGUAUGACAGGCGACACCUUGAAAUACGCAGACAAACCUUCAAACCAACGAAGAAGAGAAAGAGGCUGAGGACUGUGAAGACUGAGGACUUGUUCUUCCUCUUUCUUUACAAAAGGAGACAAACGAGGUGUUGAGAUGAUCUAACUGGAUGUAGUUUUAGAAAAGGGAAAUUCAAAAUCAAAACUCUGGGGGAAAGUUAGCAUCUUUAACUCUGACCAUCUUCAUGAGCAAAAGGCUUCUGCACUUCCUGUCACAGAUCGGUACGAUGACAUGUCGCCAAACGUCCGUCCAAUAACUGAGCUACCGAUGAGUCGCAUGACAAAAAAACAGACUAUAGACUUAGGGAAAAUCACCUUCCAUUCAGUUCAGCCUCUGCAGUGACCAGCCAAUCACAGCAAGGGGUUGGGACUCACCUAUCAGUCAGGAAAUCUGAUGUGUUUUAGACCUGCAGGUGAACCAAUCCAAGCAGCAGUAAAAGAAGUGAAGCUGCCUGGUUGAGGUUGAAGUCUCACUGGAGUUAUUGUUUAUUACCAGUUUUUAUUUUUCUACAAAGAAACAGAGAUUUGUGAGAGCUCAGAUAUUUAACUUUUACUCAAACGCUUCGCCGUCGUCAGACACCGAAGGCAGACUGAAUGGAUUUAGAAACAUUUGAAUCAUGAAUGUGGCACAAAUACUCCAAAAUGAGACACUCGUCAGGGCACAGGGAAGUUUCCAGUACUGGACCGGGACCAGGUGGACUGCGGGACACCGAGGACCGGAGGACAGAGAGGCUGCUGGUCUCUGGAGCUCAGCCUCUGAGGGCCAAUCAGCUUCCAGUUUGUUCAUGACUGUGUCAGGUGCAUGAUGGGAAGUCCGCUGAGGACACAUUCACUGCUCACUUUAAUCAGGAUGUUUCUGAUUCAAAUCAUUUUGCUACAACAAUUUGUCUACCAAUUCGUCAGUCCAGAAACCAAGACAGCAGUUUAGAUCUGACUGAUGGUCAAACAAACCAGACAUCUAAAGAAGCAACUUUUGGUCACUGGGGAUUAAAAUGAGGAUGUUUUUCACUGUUUUCCAACAACACAAUAAAUUGAUUAAGUAAAACUGAAACUUAUCCUUAAGUCAGCCCUAAUUUUAUUUUCAGAUGGCUGCUUGUGUUUGAACAGCGUUUGGUUUUUUUUUAUUUCUCAAAAAGUAAUUUUGGUGUCAGAAGGAAAUGUUGAUUUUACAGUAUCCAGUGAGGAAAGAUGAUGCAGACAAACAAACAAACAAACAAAUGACUGCGAUUCCAGCAACUUAUUCUGUCUGAUUAUCAGCUGGAGACAAAAAAAUGAGUCUGCACAGUCUCUCUCUCUCACACACACACACACACACAUACACAGGUGAUGUAUGAAUCUGUGUGUGUGUGUGUGAGGCAGGAUGCUCAGAGGGAUGUGAACUUUAAAUCAACUCAACUCUAUUUACUCUGAACAAAGGUGAGUGUUUAUUUAAAGAAAGUGGCUGUGAGGACGUCCUGUCACAUGCCAUCACCUGAACACGUUCUGUGUGUGUUUAAAUAAAGCGUUGGUGCACACUGGAAA
Scatophagus argus is the source of this 3863-nucleotide messenger RNA. RefSeq names its product stromal interaction molecule 1-like. The record is from RefSeq and is a predicted model, not a curated record. Gene Ontology annotation, cellular component: endoplasmic reticulum; plasma membrane. Lineage: Eukaryota; Metazoa; Chordata; Actinopteri; Scatophagidae. The transcript is spliced from 14 exons. The coding region runs from base 140 to 2182 and encodes 680 amino acids. Gene Ontology annotation, molecular function: calcium ion binding; protein binding; calcium channel regulator activity. Gene Ontology annotation, biological process: store-operated calcium entry; activation of store-operated calcium channel activity; intracellular calcium ion homeostasis.